Prorocentrum cordatum is the source of this 696-nucleotide messenger RNA. The record is from the annotation of a GenBank genome assembly. NCBI's taxonomy places the organism in Eukaryota, Dinophyceae, Prorocentrales, Prorocentraceae.
GUGGCGAACGACCCCUACGCGCAACUCACGUCCUGCAUGAUGCUGCCGAUGGCGGCGCACGGGUUCCACGCGCCGCUGCCGCCGGUGGCGAACGUCCCCUACGGGCAGCUCACGUCUUGCAUGAUGCUGCCUAUGGCGGCGAGCGAGUUCCACAUGCCGCCGCCGCUGGUGGCGAACGUCCCCUACCUAAAGAUCGCGUCCUGCAUGAUGCUGCCGAUGGCGGCGUUCGAGCUCCGCAUGCCGCUGCCGCUGGUGGCGUACGACCCUAUCGUGAAGAACUCUACCCGAACUGCUUCGACGCGCGCGCUGGAGAUGAGACCCCUCUCUGAGGCCUUUCCUGAGACCAGCCCCCUCGAUGUAGCUAGCCCUGUGCCUUCUGUCCCGCGCUCCCCACCCCGCUCGUCCCCGUCUUGGUGCCCUUCGCUUCGCUCGUCCCCUGCCCUUCCCUCUUCCGCCGCUCUUCUUCCGCCCAUCCCUGUGUUCCCCGCUUUCCUGAAUGCUUCUCAUACUGUUUCGUACGAUUUACAUUCCGCCCCCCGUGCAUGGCCCCAUGUGAGUGCCAGAGCGGUCGAGCCCAGUGAGUACACUAGGAAGUAGUCGUCGCGGCGGUCGGACGUGAGCGGGAUCAUCUUGCCCUCGUCUCGCGUCUUGUCCGCUUGCCCUCGUCUCUUCUCUUCAUGGUACGUUCACUCCUCC